Molecule: messenger RNA, 1059 nt
Organism: Oppia nitens
Lineage: Eukaryota; Metazoa; Arthropoda; Arachnida; Sarcoptiformes; Oppiidae
Product: speckle-type POZ protein B-like
Exons: 1
Coding region: 1-1059 (352 amino acids)
Biological process (GO): regulation of proteolysis; proteasome-mediated ubiquitin-dependent protein catabolic process
Cellular component (GO): cytoplasm
Molecular function (GO): ubiquitin protein ligase binding
Source: RefSeq, a predicted model, not a curated record
AUGACAUCAACAACAAUGAAGAGAUCAAUUGAUGCCACGGAUGAUGUCGACAACAGAGUUAUCGUACACAAGACUCGUGUGGUAUUCAAAGUGAUGAACUUUGCGAAGCGAUUGGACGCCAAUUGGACUGAAGUUAAAUAUAUUAAUAGUGAUAAAUUUAGUAUUGGAUCAGAUGAAUGGUAUUGUAGUAUUAAACUCGAUGGUGAAAAGUUUGGUCUGUAUUUACAUUUGUCCGCAAGCAGUGAUUUGCCGGUUGAAACACAAUACGAGUUGUAUAUCAUUGAAUAUAAUAAUCAAUUGUAUGAAUAUAAAGAUACUAACUAUGUAUUUGAAAAGAUUAAUGGUUAUGGUUGGCCAACAUUUACCACAAAACAACAAUUGAUUGAUAAUAAAGUCAGUCUAUUAGAUAAUAACACACUUACUAUUUGUAUCGAUCUUACGGUUCACAAGAAAAACAAUAAUCACCAAAACUGUGUCUCAAAACGUCGUUUCGCACAAUUGUUUGGUGUCAAAGAACUUACCGAUUGUCGACUGAUUGUCGACAAAGAUAAGAAAGAGUUUUUUGUUUCGAAGUUUGUUCUCAGUUUGAAAUCAGUUGUCUUCGAGAAAAUGUUUACCAAUGAUUGCAAAGAAAAGUCAGACAAUGAAGUGAUCAUCGAUGACGUGGACAGCGAUGUCUUCGAACAGUUCCUUAAAUAUCUUUAUACUAAUACCUGCGAUAAGUUGGUCGAUAUGUGUAAAGAUCUGCUAUAUGUGUCCGACAAGUAUAUGAUUGAACCGUUGAAGACUAUAUGUCUUAAUUUGCUAUAUUUGCGGAUCAAUUGCAACAAUGCUUUAGAAAUUAGGAAAACUUUGAAAGACUUUGGAGCCGAUGAAGAACUGAUGAAAAAAGUCAAUCAAUAUAUCGGUGAAAACAUUACUUCAGUUAUCAGUAAAGAGUUUAUCGAUAUGUAUGGCAUCGAUCCGGAAGAAGUGCCACAAAUUGUCUGUCAUUUUGAUAAACAUUUGCCAAAAGUUAACACAAAACUUAUGUUUUAUACAUACGAAUACAUUAAUUAA